GAUUGGGUGUUGGGUGGGAGAGAGGGAGGGGACAUGCCACUGCUUUUCUGAACCCAGGCCUUUUAUUCGCGGGGUCGGUAGCCCUGGGAAGAAAAGGAGUCGGGCUGUUGGCGUGAAAGUAUUUGCUCUCUAAACUUCGGAGAGUCGAGACCAGGAGGAAAAGUCGCCGGCUACUAGGGACUGUCGGACACCGAGGGGGAAUCGGGACUGUAUCUACAUCAUUUUAACAGCGUCCUUUCUGUACCUCACUCUAGCCAUGGGUUCUGGUGCCAACGCUGUUAUCACUUUGGGAUUUACCAUCGUUUGUCUUCAUUGUGGGCUAGCUUCAGAUACCUCGCUGCGACCUGUUACUAACGUCACGUGGACAUCGUUCAAUUUCCGCACGACACUACAAUGGGAGACGACUUCGAAAGAUUCGGUGUACUCUGUGAGAAUCCAUGGCAUCCAAACUGACUGGAAGAGAAAACCUGAAUGUACCCGGAUCAAAACUACAAGCUGUGACCUGACCAGUCUGAUGCAGAAUGUAACAGACAAGUAUGUUGCUGAGGUGUCAACUCACAGCGCAACACCCAGAGAUGAAGUCGAGGAGCCGCCUUUUGCCAAAUCUCCUUCAAUCCAGCUCUUAAGUCAAACUAUCAUUGGAGGAACAAAGUUUAAACUUAUUGAAAAGAGUAAAACUGAAGUUCAGGUGCUCAUAGAAGAUACAGUUACCAGCAUCAAGUUUUCAAAUAACACUCCAAAAACACUGCAUGAUAUCUUUGGAGCUAGCCUCAAGUACAAAGUGACUUCCUGGAAAGACGGCACAAGUGGCAAGAAAACUGAAAUCAUAAAUAGCUCAAAGGCACUAAUCAAGGUCGAUGAGGGAUUCAGUUACUGCUUCUCUAUUCAAAUCUGGAUUUCACCACCAUCUAAGUAUGGCUUAAAAAGUCAACACAUUUGCACAAACGUUCAAAACACAGAAUAUGGCAUCGGCUUCUAUGCUUUAAUAACAAUAAUAGCACUAGUGGUCUUCAGCAUCAUUAUUGGAGUGACGGUGUGUUUGUGCAGACGCAAGAGUGUUCACAGCAGCACUGAGACAAACCCUCUGAAGGCAGUUUCUGUGUAAUUUGGGAGAAAUGUGUUUUGAGCAAUCAGCCCUGCCCCCAAUUGUGGGUUUGGCUUUCUGUAAAACCUGUUCACUGACGAUAGGAAGUGAAUGAUUCCUGAGCACCUAUACCUCCAUCGCCAUGACUGAUCGAUCAUUCACAAGUGAAAAAUUUUGUUUCUGUGAAACAGUUGGACUUAUCCAUAUUUCACGCAAGUGAGGAACUUUUUUUAAUCUGAGGCACUAAUUGCAAAAACCCCUCAUUGAUUGAUUGAUAAUAUAUUUUUUUCAUGUUGUUGGUUUCUAAGGGUUCUAAAUUGCUGUGAAAGCCUGAAGGUUAUAAAUGUAUUCUAUUUAUUUAAUGACUAAGUCUUAACUAUUCUUUUCGUUGUGCACCUUAAGGAAUCUUUUGUAUAUUGGGUGUUUCUUUGUUUUUCUUGAUUGAUUGUUUAUCAAAGGGGAAUAUAUCUUUUUUCAAUAAAUAUUUUUUAACUAUUUUAAUGAAAAUAAAUUGACGGUACUUACAAAUGACGGUGAAUGGGAACAAAUAAAAUGUUAUGGGUUUUUUUUAA
This is a messenger RNA of Carcharodon carcharias (great white shark), 1656 nucleotides long. Its product is annotated as tissue factor-like. The transcript has 6 exons. Gene Ontology annotation, cellular component: membrane. Gene Ontology annotation, molecular function: protein binding. The coding region runs from base 257 to 1105 and encodes 282 amino acids. Gene Ontology annotation, biological process: blood coagulation. The record is from RefSeq and is a predicted model, not a curated record. NCBI's taxonomy places the organism in Eukaryota, Metazoa, Chordata, Chondrichthyes, Lamniformes, Lamnidae.